Molecule: messenger RNA, 1529 nt
Organism: Prorocentrum cordatum
Lineage: Eukaryota; Dinophyceae; Prorocentrales; Prorocentraceae
Source: the annotation of a GenBank genome assembly
GGUGGUGCACGCGGCGUUGAACGGCGCGACGUUCGGGACGCCUGAGUACGUUGCCUUGCUGGACCCUCAUGGGGACCCAAUGAUUUGCAGCCAUGGGAUUAACGCGAUGCCCGAGACACUUCAGGAGACCAUCCAGCGCAAGCGCAUCUGCAGUGACCUUGAUGCCCUGAUGAGUGAAAAAGGCAAUAUGAAGAAUGUUAUCAGCUUCCUUACUUCCACUGACACAUUGAAGAUUCUCGCCGACGGUUUGAGGGUGGAGCUCGAUGAUUUGAAGAAGCUCGCGCUGGCGAGUAUUGAAGAAGGCGAGCCGAUGGAGUUGCCCGAGUUGAAGGCGCUACAGAGCAGGAAGCGGACUUACGUGGGGUACAUGUUGGGGGCGCGGGCCACGGGGCUGCACAUCGCGCAGACGGUCGGGAAUGCGAUUCUCCAGAUGCUCGCUGAUACCCAGGGCGCCUCGGAGCUGAACGCGGCCAUGCAGUUGAUUGGCGAGAUUGGCAAGGAGGCGAAACUCAACGAUGGCGCCCUCACGCUGCAAAAGGCCAAGCAGUGGAAGGGCCUGUUCGCACACCUUUGUAAGUUCGAUGCCAGCAAGGACCCGUUCAAGCAGGCGAACAAGGUUAAUAUUGCCAAGGUUCGGGACCACGUGGACUUGGCAGUCAAGCUACUGGCCGAUACGUUCGUACAAGCUGUCCAUGGUGCCCUGGGGCCAGCGGUGGAUACCUUGAAGGCGCAGCUGGCCUCCCAUGGCGUCGACAAGGAAUGCGCGGCCGCGUCGCUGAUUGGCAGUGGCUCGUCCGCUGAGGUCAUCGCGAAGACUUCGGCUGAGAUCGGCAAGCAGUUGGCGGCCGUUGCGAAGGAUGACGACCCCAGAGUGCUCCGCAUCAAGGAGCAGGCAGAGUGUUUGGAGGCCUUGACCGCCCACUUGAGCAACCACUUUCCGUCCUUCACCGCCGCGGACAGCAAGGGCAAGUACGACGUGGCAUCGUCGACCUUCCAACCGUUUCGGGAGUAUCUGUUUCGGUGCGCCCCUGUCGGGGACGAUGAUUUCCCAUUCGUGACUGACUUUGCGCGCGAGCUCCAGGGGCACGUGUUAAACUCCGUGCGAGCGAAGCUGUCUCAGAGUCACGCCGCUGCGGCCCUCGCCUCGUGGAAGCAUGACCUCGACGAAAUUUGUGCCAACGAUGCCAAGUGGAAGGAGUUCGUUCAGUACCUCAAGAUGCAGCUGGCGAUCGACGACGAAAGAUUCUUUUCGAGUUUGGUGGAAUGGCUCCCUGAUGACUUCACGCAGGCAGCUCUCGCAUUGCAAGCCAAGAAGCAGAAGGUUCGGGAGACAACCGACGUCUUCCAUGUGGUUUCGUUCCCCAGGAUGGUCACGGCCGCCAAGGCCUCUGACAUGAAGUACCAGGACGCGCGCAUCAUCAGCGACGGCCUCGCCGAGGAGUGCACCGAGCGCUGGCAGCGCAGCAUCGGGUUCGCGAAGGGGGCGGCGGAGCUCACGGCGCUCGCCGAGCGCAUGUCGGACUGGCGGG